This is a messenger RNA of Harpia harpyja (harpy eagle), 2226 nucleotides long. RefSeq names its product maestro heat-like repeat-containing protein family member 2B. The record is from RefSeq and is a predicted model, not a curated record. The transcript has 17 exons. Lineage: Eukaryota; Metazoa; Chordata; Aves; Accipitriformes; Accipitridae. Gene Ontology annotation, cellular component: cytoplasm. Bases 1 to 2226 code for a protein of 741 amino acids.
AUGGUUGGUUCCAAUGUUCUGGUUCCAGUGUCCCUCCCUGGGCCAGUUGCUCACAGCUUUUGCAGGAGGAAGACCUGGAGAGACCAGUCUGUCCGUCCAGGGAAUCCUGCUGCGAUGAGGAGGCUGAGAGUGCUUGAAGGUUGCUGCCUGUGUGUAGGUCUCCAGUCAAGACCUACGCAUCCCGGGGGCAGAAGCAGGGUGAUGGGUUCUGUCCCUGCGGCUGGCCCCACCGUUGCUGCCGUUGUGACUUCUCUGCUGGAGCGUCUACAAGACAACAAGGGUGACCGAGUGCAGACUUACCGCCAGCUGGAGAGCGCCUUGCAGGGAGGUGACGGCCGUUUGCAGAGCGGUGUCUUGAACCGCCUGAUAGCUGAAGCGUCUGGUGACAUAAGAGCCGCCCAGGGUGUGACCGAUGACGUGAGGACAGCCGCUAGUGACAUCCUGGUGGCUCUGGCUGGCUCCCACUUCCAUUUUGUGAUGUCCGAGCUCCAGGGACACCUGAACGCCAUGGGGGGAAGCUCUGAGGAAUUUGUCUUUGUCACCCUGGGCAAACUUGCCAGCAGCUACGCCCUGCGAUGCAUCCCCUUUGCCGGAAUGACGCUGCUCGCCCUCCACGCUGUGCUGAGCCAAGUGGGGAGCGGACGGGUCCGGCGUGCCGUCUGCGGUGUUCUGGAGCAAUGGUUGAAAGGGGUGAAGACUUACAUCCACUCCUGGGACAAAUGCCCCUUCCCUCGCAUCGGGGAAGCGCAGUUCUGCGAACGCAUUUACCCCCUCUAUUGCUACGUGGUGCAAAACUGGCUGGGCUGUGAGGAGGAAGAGGACAAGCAAGCUGUCCUCAGGGCGGUGGCUGCCAUGAUUGGCGUCCUCCUGCACGAGGAGCAGCACCGAGAAUACGCCUGGGAUCAGCUCGUCCUGUACCAAGACACUUUCUGGGCGACCAAGGACUGGACAAUGGAGGAGCCCUGGGACUCCACAGUGUCCCAAGUGUCUCUCGGUCUGGUGCAGUUGAGGAAGCUGAAGCCAUCUUUGAGCAGGGAGGAAAGCUGCAACCUGCUGGCUGAGUGCUGCCACACCAUCUUAUCCUUUCCUUCCAAAGAGGAGACGGAAGGGAGAGGGAAGACAGCGAGGCAAACUCGGAACAUACAGACUCUGCACAUGUUGUGCUUGGAAGGUCUGGGCCGGAUUAUAGUAGCCCUUCUCAAGGCAGAGGUGACCUCUACCUGCUUCGAGGACAUGGUCCAUGUCCUGCAGCGCUGGCUCGCCUCGGCCAAAGCGUGGGAGCGGGAGAGGGCCUUGCAGGUCUGCGCCCAGCUGCUGGGUGAUUGCGAGGAGCGAUUCGAGGUCAUGAGAGGAUGCGCUUGCAAGCAGUUUGGCUUCUUGGUGAGGCUGCUGGGACCUCUGACUACUGAAUCCCUGGCCGCAUCCCGACGCUGGGCAGGGGUCUGCCUGGGUCACCUUCUCCAAAUGCAAGCCAAGACCAGGAAUGUGGCACCCGAGGCGGGUGACAUUGCGUGCCUGCGUAAAGGGCUGGAUGCCACCGACGACGUGCCUCUGCUUGAGACCUCUUACGAAAUAGCAAAGACUGUCUGCAAGUAUUUUCCCCCAGCACAGGCCGCAGACUUCAUGAGCACCAUCACGGAAAGCCUGAAGUGUACCAGAGACGAGCGUGCAUGGGCCGCGGAGGUGUGGAUGACUACCUUUCUGGAAGAAUGUGGACAGCUAAUAUAUCAGGAGGUGCCAGAAGUCCUGCACGUCCUUUACAGCCGCUUGCAGACCAUGCAAGAGAACACCCACAGGCCCCUCCUGCUCCUGGCAGUGUAUGUCCUGGCCUGCUUUCACCAUGAGCCUGUGGUCGACAGCCUCCUCCAGAAACGUCUGCCCCUGGACAGGGAUGCGAUGGAGCUGUGGAGCAUCCUGGGGAGAAGCAGCCUUGGGGUUCAGGUCCUGAAGUACUUAACACAGAAAUUAGAGGCAGCGGGAGAGAACAGCCCUGGGCCCCACUCUGCUGCUCACGAACUGGACCACAGCCAGGCUGCUCUGGAGUCCCUCACGCUCCCCCGUGCCAUCUCCGAGGUGGUGUUCAUGCUGCCAGCCAAGGAAAGGGUCCAGCGCCUGCUUCCCCGUCUCCUUCCUGGCCUCCUGGGUGAGAUCAGCAAGGCGCUGGGUGAGGGGAUGCUGCUUGCCCCUCUAAGAUGCCAGAGAGGGCUCUUCUUACCAGCAUUUUAG